This is a messenger RNA of Macadamia integrifolia, 954 nucleotides long. RefSeq names its product peroxidase 60-like. The record is from RefSeq and is a predicted model, not a curated record. Gene Ontology annotation, cellular component: plant-type cell wall; plasmodesma. Bases 1 to 954 code for a protein of 317 amino acids. NCBI's taxonomy places the organism in Eukaryota, Viridiplantae, Streptophyta, Magnoliopsida, Proteales, Proteaceae. Gene Ontology annotation, molecular function: heme binding; peroxidase activity. Gene Ontology annotation, biological process: response to oxidative stress; hydrogen peroxide catabolic process. The transcript is spliced from 5 exons.
AUGUCGCCAGUGGACACUGUCGGCACCAAGGAAGGUUGCUUGUGUUUUGCUGCUCUGCAAGUUGGUUACUACAAUGGAAAAUGUACUAACACUAGUGCAGAUGUAGAAACUAUUGUCAAAAAUUCCAGAACCUCACAAUUCGCAACGGAUGCAAUGAUCAUCGGACAACUUAUACGUUUGCAAUUCCAUGAUAUCUUCGUCCGGGGAUGUGAUGCUUCAAUACUCCUAGAUGGAAAAUCAAAAGAGAAGAAUGCAGCUCCAAACCUAAACCUGAAAGGUUACAAUAUCAUUGAUAAUGCAAAAUCCUUUGUAGAGAACGAAUGUGGCACAGGGAUUGUCUCUUGUGCUGAUAACAUUAUCGUAGCUAUUAGAGAAGCUGUUGUCUUGUUCUACAGUGUAACAACAGGGAGAAGGGAUGGACUAAUUUCAAAUAAGACCAAGGCUGAGCUUCUCCUCCCUGCUGCUGAGAUAUCAGUCACUGACUUUAUCAUACUAUUUGGGAAUCUAGGAUUAAAUGUUUCAGACAUGGUUCUUCUCAUUGGUGGUCACACAGUAGGGGUUGCCCAUUGUUCUUCCUUCCAAGAUCGUCUCUACAAUUACAGCAACACAGGAAAGGCUGAGCCAACAAUGGAUUCAACUCUACUUGCCUCUUUGAAGAUGACUUGUCCCCAGAAUUCGAUGGUCGAUAACACGGCUAAUCUGGAUCAGAACACUGCAAGUAUAAACACUAUUGACAACUCCUUCUUCAUGCAAAUUCAGAAGAACAAAGGAGUUUUAGGAAUAGACCAAGAGAUAGAUUUGGAUACUAGAACUAAUGGCACUGUGGCAUCAAUGGCUAAUGAUAAUAAUCUGUUCCUUUCACAAUUUGGUGCUACCAUGGUCAAGAUGGGAGCUGUGAAUGUUCUUUUAGAUCCACAGGGACAGGUUAGGCUAUCAUGUCGAUCUGUUAAUUAA